Molecule: messenger RNA, 1485 nt
Organism: Prorocentrum cordatum
Lineage: Eukaryota; Dinophyceae; Prorocentrales; Prorocentraceae
Source: the annotation of a GenBank genome assembly
CAACCCCUUGUGCGCACCGCCUCCGUAGCCAUUGUGGCUCAAGCGGCAUUUGUCACGCUGGGUUCCCGGCGCGUCCUCUUCCCAUGCCUCGGCAAGGCGGGAUCUUUGUCCCUCAUGGCGCAGUUGUGGCCUGGGCCCAGUCUGUCGGCGAAAGUGCGGGCCUGAUGUCUGAGGUCACCAAGCGGGCGGCGCCUUGGGCUGCCCCUGUGCCUGCUUUUCCUGAUGCGCUCCCGCUGCCAGUGCUGGGUGGCGCCGCCCGCGACGUGCUCGGCGCUGCCGCUGAGCUCGUCGCCGUGGUUGGCGGCAGUACGCUGGCCAAGGGCUGGGAGCAUCUGCGGGCGGCUGGCGUGCGCCCGCCGUCCGACCGAGCGGGAGUGCCGUGCCUUCGACGGCGCUUCGGCGUUCAUUCGCCAUCCAGGCUCGGCGCUCGUGUUGCUGCGUCGCCCCAGGGCCUGGCUGGAGACCGCGGAAGCCACCAUGAGCGAGAAGCGCACCUGCGGCACCAGCGGCUCGCUCGACGCGGUGGACGGCCUCGAGGGCAAGGCGGAGGUCUACACGGAAGGCCUGGGUUGCCCCUCCCAGGCCGCUGCCCCCAAGGGAGUCGGGGGUGUGACCUCCGACGGCGGCGCCCUCGGCGACCUGGAGAUCGGACUCGUCGAAGUCGCGGGCGUGGAGAUGCCCGUUUUUUCUGCUCUUCCUGGCGCUGGUCACGCGGACAUCAGCCACGAGGAGAAAAUCGUCGAAGCCGCUGGCGUGGAAGUGGCCGUUCUUCCUGGCCUCGCCGAGGCCGCUCGCGUUCAUGUUGAAGGCGGCGCUGGCGUUCUUCCUGGCGCUGGUCACGCGGCCGACGGCUCUUGGGACAUCAGCCUUGACAAGCACUUCAUCGGCUUGGGCGUGGAGGGCGCCGAGCUGGGCUUCAACGCGGCAGUCGCCGCGGAUUACGCCGCGGGCAACCCUCCCUAUGAAGGAGAGCGUAAGAAGUUGGAGCCGGAUGUCGAGUAUCUGCCAGCUGGUGGCGGACUUCUGCGCGGUGGUCGUUGGCUACGCGCUGGUUGCGAUGGUUCGGAGGCUGAGGCCCCGCCUGCCCCCUUUCGUUUUCCCCCCUAGUAGCCGCCGCCCUCGCUGCUUGGAAUGUGUCGGUGGCUCGCACGUCGGCGCGCACAUAAGAUGGUGAGAAUGAUGUUUGGCACGGCGUCUUACAUUAGUUGUUCAGCCUGUGUCUGCAGAUUGCCCCGUCUCGACGCUGAUAUUGCGUCCGAGGGUGGUCUUUUAAUGAUCGGGCCUUCGCGGUUUCGGUCAUUGUUUUGCGGUCGUGUCCCUCGGUCGGCUGCGUCUGGGCCCCAGGUUACCCGCCCCUCGUUCCCUUUCGGCCCCCUUCGGGCCCCCCGUCGCGCGUCGGCCACGUGCAGGAGUUAUUGUUUUGACGAUGGCCCGAGGAUGAAUCAAAGCGCGCGCCGCCAAAAAGAGGAGAGCGGGGAGCAGGAG